Trichoplusia ni (cabbage looper) is the source of this 2617-nucleotide messenger RNA. RefSeq names its product mediator of RNA polymerase II transcription subunit 15-like. The transcript has 3 exons. The record is from RefSeq and is a predicted model, not a curated record. Lineage: Eukaryota; Metazoa; Arthropoda; Insecta; Lepidoptera; Noctuidae. Bases 125 to 2479 code for a protein of 784 amino acids.
CAAAACACUUACUGUCAUUGUAAAAGUAUUCGUGAUGUCCAAAAUUUAAGUUAAGUUACUAAUUUAUUAUAUUAAAUUUAAAGUAUACAAAUAUUUGUAAAUCUUGAAGUUUGAUUUGAUUAAGAUGGCUUUAGACAAGCAAAAGAUUUUAAAUGAGUUGGGUAAUGUCGUAAAUCAACUGCAGAGUGCUGAUUGUGGCUGUAUGGGGAAACUUUUUAACGCUAAUCAAGGCAACUCUAAUGCCAUGAGCAACCCUAAUUCUAUGGGUGGCCCGGGAAAGGAGGGAUGUAUGCAUAGCUGUUGCCACUCUCAAGGCUUUGGCUGUCAUGGGUACAAUGCACCUGGAGCAGGGGAACCAUUCUCAGGACCUCCUCGGCAUUGCAUGGGCUCAUGUAACCCACCGAAGCUCUAUGCUGAUACGUACAACUACUUAAAUCAUAAUUUAAUGCAACCAGUUAUGAAAGAAGUGUACGACGACUUAAGAUCGAUAACACCUGCUAAUACGAUUAUGAAUAGUCCAAUGGCUGCAAAAAUGGGUUUAACAGGAAAUGAUCCAAAUUUUGGUGGAACAGCUGCCACUGGAGGUAAUAUGGGAAAUAUGGCUGUCCAUAAUCCAGGCUUGGGUAAUCAGAAUGCAAAUAUGAACCGUUCGCCAAACGUUCACUUUGGCAAUACGAACAUGGAUAAUCAAAAUCCAAACGGUAUGCAUAUGGGUAAUCAACAACAAAUGGGACAGAUGGGUCAGCCAAUGGGCCAGGGCCAUAUGGGGCAAAUGAGCGGUGGGAUGGGUUCCCAAAUAGUCAACAUGAUGAAGAGUGAUCCGGGUAGGACUGCUAAUGUAAAUGAAAGAGGACCAGGAAAUUCAAUGGGCAAUGCCCCACAAUCUCCCGAAAUGGGGUCCAACAUGGCUGGUGGUCAAGGACAAUAUAUGGUAGGGAAUAUGUCUGCCCAAAAUCCAGGACAGUAUACUUCUGGUAGCAUGGAACAAGGCAAUGCAGUGCCCAUGCAAACUCCAACCACGCAGUACAUGUCGCAACAAAACAUGUACGCUGGAGUCAAAGCCCAAAACGGCCAAAUGAACCCAAUGACACCGAAUAUGAACCAAAUGAAUCCAGGUUCUCAUGGUAUGACUAAUGCAAAUGCUAGUCCAGGUUACCAGCAGAUGAAUAAUCGAAACGCUUAUGGCGAACAUAGUGCGGGUAUUGCCAAGUUUAAUGAAAUGUUUCCUGGCGUGAUGCAAGGAGACUUAGGGUUUGACCCAAUGGCAAUAGCUAUACAAAUGAAUCCAGCCAAUCAGCAAAGAGCUGCCAUGAGCACUAUGCAGAAAGUACUAAAUGGCGAACCAUUGAAUAGGCCUACUGCAUCAGCGAUGCAACCUGUUAUUAAUGCGACGAAUACGGCAGCUGCGAGUAUAGCGCAGGCUAAUCAACCACCCGCUAGUCACGCUUCUGGUCAAAACAUCAUUCCUCCACCAGUUCAGCAACAACAACUUCUAGGAGCCAAUGCCGUAGCACCACCUGUUCAGAGCAACCAAGUCCCACAGCAGCAAGUUUAUACCGCUCUUACCGGGGCUCCUAACAUAAGCCAGCAGCAAGUUCCCCAGCAACAGUAUCAAGGACAAUAUGACCAACAACAAGGGCUCAACCCAAACGCUGUGACAGCUGCCCGGGGGUCUCUGCCAACCGUUUAUGAAGGAUCAGGAAGUCCUAAUGCUAGGCAGGAGGGCUACCCGCCCAGUAAUUUAGGAGGUUCAACGAAUGCGCAACAAAUGAUUAUGGAACCUAUUUUGCCCGCGGACACUUCAAAGAAUAUGCCACCUAUGCAGGCAAAUAUGAAACAACAAAGAUACUACCAAUAUAACACGCUGGGUCAGCCAAUAGAGAUGUUGCCAGCUCAGAACUAUAAUUAUCCAAUAGAUCCUAAUACCCAACAGACGUUAGGUGCUGGACCGGCACCAAGCAAAUAUAGAAUUGAUGCAACUCGAUACAGUAAUGUCAAGAAUACUGUAAGCAAGACUUCUCUUAUGGGAAAUAAGCCUGUUGGACGAACUCCUAGCAGAAGCCAAUUGCAACAUCUCUAUAACCAAUAUAAAGGUUCCCAUUCGUAUACGCAACAGAAUAUAAGGCCAAAUGAACAUGGAGGUUCAUAUUCUGAGGGCCACCUCAAUAUUCCUCAAGGAAAUGCACCCCGCCACGUCCCUGUCGAAAGAGUUGCUGGAGAUACUGCAGCUAAUAAUAUCGAAAUUAAUAACACUGUUGGUUAUAAAGGAGAUCCAAGGCCGAAUCAAGUCGGAGAUGUCCCAGCUACUAAUAAUAAACCCACUGAAGAUACGGAAAAGAAACCCGCUUUUGUUUCUAAAGUUCGAAAUGGCUUACAAGAUCAGACUUACACCCAGUAUGCGACUUCAGCUGCUUGGACUUUUCACGGAGCGACUCCUGCGCCCUAUUCAACAGGGUAUCGUUUUCGACAUAAAGCUUAAUUAAUAAUCUUAUAUUCUUGGAGUAACUUACAAGAUUAAUAUUUACGUUUUUGUAUAAUUUUAAUAAUUUUUACAAUGUGAUAUGUUUAAAGUAAUAGUGUCAGUAAAUUAUUGUCGUGGUAAUGUUUUAGUGAUCGG